AUGGCGAAGUCCAACGUAGUGCAGAAGAGAAGAAGAGCACAAAUAGCAGAGAGCAAGAGAGCAAUACACGGAGACCCAUUAACUAAGAAGCUUAAGAACAAAACCCAGCCCCUCACUCUCUCUGGCAUGCGCAAGCGCAAGCUCUUAAAAAAAUGGCGCAGAGAGCAGAAGGAAGCUGUAGAUAAGGGUUUGGUCACCAUGCAAGAUGUCGAGAUGGCUUUUGCUCCAGGAGAGGUUACAACCAAAGAUGCCAAAAGAACACCUACUAGAUUUCACAUGAACAAAGGCAAGAAGCUUAAGCGACUGAAGCGCAUAUGUAAGAACAAGACAAAGCCUGAAGUUUUGGUGGAUGUCAUGGUAGAUGACACAUACGAGGCAGGGCGUGGUAUGGCAAUAACUGAUCUGUUUCCUGGAGGACACAAUUGUACAGACUAA
Molecule: messenger RNA, 435 nt
Organism: Populus nigra (black poplar)
Lineage: Eukaryota; Viridiplantae; Streptophyta; Magnoliopsida; Malpighiales; Salicaceae
Exons: 4
Coding region: 1-435 (144 amino acids)
Source: RefSeq, a predicted model, not a curated record